CGCAAACCAGCGUUAAGCGACGUCGUUUGGUUGGAAAAAAAAAAGAAAAGAAACCAGCGCCCCCGAACCGUCGCACCAGCAAGCGUUGCAAAAAUGGAGGAGGAAAAAGCGGCGGCGUACUACGACGAGCUGACUCGGCGCGGCGAAGGAGCCGCCCGAUUCAAACAAGGCCUCGGCUUUUCCUCCGCAAACUCGGAUUCCGAAAAUACCCCUGUGCGCGGCUCAGCGCUGGCGUACUCCACCUCGUCCUCCUUCCUCAGUAAGUUCGUUAAGGCGUCCAGCCCGAAGAAAGAGUCGGAGCUCCGAAAUCAGGCCCAAAUCGAGUCCAUACAGAACAAGCUCAAGAGGAAGAGGCCCGACGCGGCGGAGGAAAGAGAAGAGAAACAACCGGCUAGGGUUUCGCAGAGAGAUAAUAAGCAUUCGAGGAAGCGGAGCAGGAGCAGGAGCAGAGAGAGGCAUUCGAGGCGGAGAAGUAGGAGCAGAGAGAGACAUAGAGAAAGAGAUAGGGUUAGAGAGAGAAGGAAGAGGAGUAGGUCCGGGAGCGAUUCCGAUGGAGGUAGACGACGGAGAGGGAGGAGCCGGAGUCGGAGCUCGUCGCCGAGGGAGAGGGUUUCGGAGAGGACCAAAGGUAAAUCGGGGAAGGAGAGGAAAGGCGGCGGUGCUGAUUAUUCCAAGCUGAUUGAAGGCUAUGAUAAGAUGUCCGCGGCCGAGAGAGUGAAGGCGAAGAUGAAGCUUCAACUUGCCGAAACUUCUGAGAAGGAUGCAGCGAAAGGGAUGGGCUCGGGUUGGGAAAGGUUCGAGUUCAACAAAGAUGCACCACUUGAUGAUGAAGAAGUUGAAGCUGCUGAUGAUGAUGCAGCACUAGUUAAGCACAUUGGCCAAAGCUUCCGGUUUUCUGCAGUUGAGACAAAAAGGGAGGAGCAGCUCAGAUCUGCUCAUGAUGAGGCUAUGUUUGGUGCAUCAGAUGAUCGACCGACCAUUGUGAUGGAUAGUGAAAUUGAGGCAGAGAACGACACAAAGGAUAGCAAAGAAAGUGAGCCUACAACUACAGUCCUCUUGAGUGAUACGGUACUUGCAAAGAAACAAGGUUCAUGGCGUGAUCGUAUACGUGACAAAAGGAAUUAACAUGAUCCGAAGCCGUAGACAAGUUGAGGUCUGGAAUGGUGACCGAAGGGGAAGACAUGGAUAUCGACAUGGAACUUUCUAAUACUACCACUUGGGUUUUGAUAUGAAGGUACAUGAUGGAGUUGACAAUGAAGAAGCUUCUGCAUUGAAGUUAGAGGCCGUAGAACUUCCAUUGUCGGAUCAUUUAUCCCGAGUCCUCCCUCUGUUCGAAAACAGCAUUUCUGGAGUGUGUCCCCGAGUCCACGUUCCUUGAUGAAAAGAGCUCGAGUAUGUUGCGCUGUAUUUUGGCCGAGGAAAACAGUGGCAUUGUAGUCGUAUUAGUAGGCCACUAGUUGUAAUUGUAUUGUACGUGUGUUCGCGUAUGAUGUAUUAACAUGUUCUAAUACAAGAUUUGACUGCGAGUUUUAGA
Messenger RNA from Malus domestica (apple), 1534 nucleotides. RefSeq lists its product as uncharacterized. Lineage: Eukaryota; Viridiplantae; Streptophyta; Magnoliopsida; Rosales; Rosaceae. Gene Ontology annotation, cellular component: nucleus; cytoplasm. The record is from RefSeq and is a predicted model, not a curated record. Gene Ontology annotation, biological process: alternative mRNA splicing, via spliceosome.